Molecule: messenger RNA, 2881 nt
Organism: Bolinopsis microptera
Lineage: Eukaryota; Metazoa; Ctenophora; Tentaculata; Lobata; Bolinopsidae
Product: G-protein coupled receptor GRL101-like
Exons: 3
Coding region: 1-2745 (914 amino acids)
Biological process (GO): hormone-mediated signaling pathway; activation of adenylate cyclase activity; adenylate cyclase-activating G protein-coupled receptor signaling pathway
Cellular component (GO): plasma membrane
Molecular function (GO): protein binding; G protein-coupled peptide receptor activity
Source: RefSeq, a predicted model, not a curated record
AUGAGUGGCGGGUACAAGAACAAGCAGAGGUUCAACUGCAAUGGUGUUCUGAACUGCGAGAAUACUGGGAUAGAUGAACAGGAUUGUGACGAUGAUAAUUACAAAUGUUUGCAGCAACAAAACUUCGAUAUCCCACGUGGCAGCGUGUGUGAUGGCGUGUGUGACUGCUUGAAGUGUGACGAUGAGGCGAUGUGUGAUGGCUACAGGUACGGCAUGUUCCAUACAUCAUUCUAUGGCCAAAAUUGGUACCUGCCGCCCAAUAGAAUCUGUAAUGGUAUAAACGAAACUGAUGACGGUUCAGAUGAAGUGAACUGUACGGUACUAGGACGGUACUGUAAGACAGAUGGUAGACACCAGGGCUUUAGUCUGCUUCAUGGAGGUGCAGUGGAAAGUAGUGUCAGGCUUCUGAGGAAUGACUCUGUGUGUAGUGUCCCAAAGGACGAUGAAGAUGCCAGUAAUGGUGACUGUGUGGACGGACUCGACCAGAUCGACUGCAGUGACACAAACAUUGCCCCACUGAAAUGUCAAAUUAACGGCACUGAAUCAACAGUGUCGAAGUAUGUAAUCUGCAGGGGCAAGGACCUGGGACUGUGUGACAACAGGCUGGAUUCAACUUGUUUGUACCCUGAACGGGAAUGUAGAGUACACAAGCACCAAGUGUGUGACGGGGUGGCUGAUUGUCCCAGGGCGGGGGAUGAGGACUAUAGGAUCUGCAGGGGGCUCACUAAUGUCUCGUGUGUUCGGAGGUAUUCCUAUGGAACUACAUCACUGCCUAUUCUUCUUGAGUGGGUAGGAGAUGGUUUGGAAGACUGUGUUGAUGGUAAAGAUGAAGAUGAAGAUAGGUGGAAGAAAUGUGGCAAAGAAAUGACAUCGAGAUUUAUCAAGAAGAGCGACUCGUGCAAAGAAGUCCUUUUGUGCCCGGAUGAAAAGCGGAAUGGCAAAUAUCCUGAGACUAAGGGACAAAUUCUCGAUACAAAAACCAUCUGUGGGGAGGUACAGAUAGAAUCAGCCGAAAAAGCGUUUGGUGUUCAAGAGAAGAAGAUUAUGCUGCCUUACUUGAGCAAAACGGAUUGCAGAUACACAUUUGGGGAGUUGUAUGUGUACUACAGCUGCAGCGGACAAUGCUCUGAAGACACUGCGUCUUGUGUUUUAAGAAGAAGUUUGAAGUUUAACUCAUGCGCUAACAUGGAAAAUAGACUAUUUACCUUGUCUGGUAAAGGGAAUCUCACUAUCGCGUUCAAGGGGAAAGACGGUGAAUACGACAAUUCGGUGUUUCCUUGCAAAAAUGGCAAGUGCAUAAGUUAUGAUAAAGUAUGUAAUUUACAAAAUGAUUGUGGAGAUUACUCGGACGAAUCUGCCUGCAUCAACCAUUUUAGAUGUAAUGGAACAGACGGAGUCUCAGAGUACAUCCCACUGUGGAGAGUGUGUGACGGAAACCUGGACUGUGUAGAUUUUACUGAUGAGUGUAAUGACAAUUGCAGAGGAAAGGAGAAGAUCAUAGAUGGGCUGUUUCUUUCAAUAUUUACGUGGAUCAUCGGUAUACUAGCAACACUGUUGAAUAUCGGAACUUUGGCCUCAAUAUUUUAUCAGUUCAAACAAGCAACGUCGAAUUUAAGAAUCGUUAACCUGGUUCUAGUCAUGCUAAUAGUAAUCGGAGACUUUCUCAUUGGCGUAUAUCUCAUAGGAAUAUCCAUUGCGAGUGCGGUCUAUAAAGUGACUUAUUGCAAGAAGCGUUUUGAAUGGUUAGCGAGCUCCUACUGCCAGUUAUUUGGUGUCCUCAGUACAAUUGGGGGACAGUUGGCACUGUUUGCGAUGACCAUCCUCAGUAUCGUCAGAAUGGUUUGUGUUAGAGCUGCUAUUCCAAACUACACGUUCAGCAGGAAAAUGCUGGUUGUGGGAACCGUCACUGUUAGUUGUAUUCUAUUGAUACCAGUGGUUAUUGCAGUAGUGCCCCUGGCUAGCAGCUUUGAGGACUUCUUUGUCAAUGGAUGGGUGUAUCUUGAUAGUAUGCUCUUUAUCGGGGCUCCUGACAAGAGUAAAUACAUCUCCAUCAUUAGUGCAUAUUAUCAUGACAAGAUUAAAAAACCAGAUAAUUUCAACUUCUCAUGGGGACAAAUUAGAAACCUUAUUGAGGAGAUGUUUUCAAACGACUACACUGGACUGCGACAUAAACCUCUCAACUUUUAUGGGAACCACGGGACUUGUCUCUUCAAAUAUUUCGUUACAUCAGAUGACCCCCAAAACGUAUACACCUGGACUUUACUUGGUGUAAAUCUAUGCUGCUUCUUCAUUAUUUGCUACUGCUACAUCUGGAUUUACUGGAAGUCCAAGUCAUCAAGUUCAAGAUGCAAUACGAAUAAAAACCAGACAACCAAACAAGGAUUGCUUCACAAAAAGAUAGCAUUAAUGAUCAUAACAGACUUUUUGUGCUGGGCUCCAUUCACAGUGGCGACCAUUCUUCAUUUCAGUGGCACAAUUGAUGCAACAAACUGGUAUCCGUUCUUUUCAUCAGUGAUCUUGCCAUUAAACUCUGUUAUAAAUCCAUUACUUUAUGACAGUAAUGUAAGCACAAUUAUCUGCCGGCUGCUGAAUAGAAGCAGCUCUCAACCACAGCGCAUGACGGCCAGGAAUGUGAACAUAACAGCGAGAAACAGUUCUAGUACAUCGAGUUUAAAACUGGUAGAUAGAGGAAUUAAUGCUGAGAUUUCGUUGGGAAGUCCUAAAACUGCCCAGCAGGAUGUUUAAUCAAACUAUAAAACAUGAUAAAUUAUUAGCCUCAGAUGGACUUCAAUAUUGUUUAUUAUGACGUAGUCUUAGCGUUCUGUAUUAGUUAUUAUGUAUAAGUAGUAACAAGGCCAAGUAACAAGGUCACUGACAGUUG